CUCCGGAUAUUUAUCAAUGACAGACAGAUGGACUGGGCCAAGUGGCUAAAGAUAGCCCAGUUCUCGUAUAAUAUAAAACAGUUGUCGGCUACGGGAAAGGCACCAUUCGAGGUCACGAGGUCGUACCUACCAAGAAUGGGUGUAGAACCUGGUAAAAGCAAGAACGAGGCUGCGGGAACAAUGGCAAAAGACAUGAAGUCUGUCUUAGAGGAAACACGCAAAGUGUUGUUUAAAUCUGCUGAGCAGAUGGUAGAAAAAGCAGAGCGUAGACGCUCAAAAGCCCCAGAUUACCAAGUCGGUGAUCUAGUUUGGUUAGACACCGAA
This is a messenger RNA of Serpula lacrymans var. lacrymans S7.9, 324 nucleotides long. RefSeq lists its product as uncharacterized. The record is from RefSeq and is a predicted model, not a curated record. The transcript has a single exon. Gene Ontology annotation, molecular function: nucleic acid binding. The annotation marks the transcript as partial. Lineage: Eukaryota; Fungi; Basidiomycota; Agaricomycetes; Boletales; Serpulaceae.